AUGGCUCUUACACUUCAACUUGCAUUAUCUCAUCUAAUCACCCUUGUAGCUUUACUCUCAAUGUUCUUAGUGAUCCCUUCCUUUUGUUUCAACCCCAAAAAGCUGCUUAAUGCUUCAUAUUAUUCUCCUUCAGGUUCAGAUUGGUCACCUGCAUUGGCCACUUGGUAUGGACCUGCCCAAGGCGACGGAAGUGAAGGUGGUGCUUGUGGAUAUGGUACUGCUGUUGGGCAAGCUCCAUUCUCUUCGCUAGUAUCUGCGGGAAGCCCUCUUAUAUAUGACUCGGGCAAAGGGUGUGGUUCAUGUUAUGAGGUGAAGUGCACAGGAAAUUCUGCAUGCUCAGGCCAACCUGUGAGAGUAGUCAUCACUGAUGAGUGUGCUGGGUGUGGUUCAGAUGCUCCUUAUCAUUUCGAUUUGAGUGGCGAUGCUUUUGGAGCCAUGGCAGUUUCAGGUCAAGAUGGGAAUCUACGCAACGCUGGAAAAAUAAGCAUUCAACAUAGAAGAGUUGAAUGCAACUAUCCGGGAAUGUCAAUUGCUUUUCACGUGGACUCUGGAUCUAACCAACAAUAUUUUGCUGCCUUGGUUGAAUAUGAGGAUGGAGAUGGUGACCUUGCCAAGGUUGAACUUAAGGAAGCACUUGAUUCAUCGUCAUGGGAUUCCAUGCAAGAAUCAUGGGGUGCAGUUUGGAAACUUGACAAAGGUGCACCACUCAAAGCACCAUUCUCUAUUAGGCUAACCACGCUUGAGUCUGGCAAGACCAUUGUGGCCAACAAUGUCAUCCCUGCAGGGUGGAAGCCUGGUCAGACAUAUAGAUCAAUUGUCAAUUUUUAA
Molecule: messenger RNA, 828 nt
Organism: Abrus precatorius (Indian licorice)
Lineage: Eukaryota; Viridiplantae; Streptophyta; Magnoliopsida; Fabales; Fabaceae
Product: putative expansin-B2
Exons: 4
Coding region: 1-828 (275 amino acids)
Biological process (GO): sexual reproduction
Cellular component (GO): extracellular region
Source: RefSeq, a predicted model, not a curated record